Pediculus humanus corporis (human body louse) is the source of this 2250-nucleotide messenger RNA. RefSeq names its product transcription factor Sp4, putative. The transcript has 12 exons. The record is from RefSeq and is a predicted model, not a curated record. Gene Ontology annotation, biological process: regulation of transcription by RNA polymerase II. Lineage: Eukaryota; Metazoa; Arthropoda; Insecta; Psocodea; Pediculidae. The coding region runs from base 1 to 2250 and encodes 749 amino acids. Gene Ontology annotation, molecular function: DNA-binding transcription factor activity, RNA polymerase II-specific; RNA polymerase II cis-regulatory region sequence-specific DNA binding.
AUGUCUUCAUCGGAUUCUAAUACUGGUGAUGUAAAAAUCAAAACUGAAGUUCUACUGCCCAAUUCCACGCCUCAGGACACCCAACCUUCUCCUUUAGCUUUGUUAGCUGCUACUUGUAGUAAAAUUGGUGGUGUUAAUCAAGCGCAACAAAAUGAACAGCAAUCUGAUGGACAUUCAAAUCAAAGUAAUACAGUUGCUCAAGCCAUUCAAGCAGGGCAAAUUAGAGUGGUCAGUGCAGCUGUGCUGCAACAACUUCAAGAACAACAAAAUAGAUCACAAGCUCAAGGUCAAACACAGCCUCAAGUUAUAACUUUAUCUCAGUUACAAAAUUUUUUACCUCCACUUCAGCAGCAAACUUCAACAGCUUCAGAUACCCAACAAGAUGUUAAAGUUUUUACUUCAGCAUCCGGAAAUUCUAAUCAGUUACCUGGUGUGGUGUCUGUUCAGGGCUUACCGACUCAAUUGUUUCAAGCAUCAAACACUGGAAACCCGAAUGCUGGUUUUAAUGUUGUGCACCCAGUUCAAACUAUAAAUAUAGAUGGUCAAGAAGCCUUGUUUAUUCCUACAGCCAUGACAAAUUUAGGAGGUCAAUUCAUACCAGGUGGUCAAGUUGUUAGGCCGAACGUUCUGCAAACAAUUCAGCUUCCGAAUGGUCAAAGUUUAUCGGUAAGACCUCAAAUAAUGCAAAUGUCAGCUGUCCAGCAAACUGUUCCAGUUCAAGUUCCUAUUUCUUCUGCCAAUGGCCAAACUAUUUAUCAAACAGUUCACUUUCCACUUCAUGCAUUCGGUUCAAAUGUACCAGGGCUCUUUCAAACUGCAGGACAACCUGUUCAAAUGCUACCAGCAUUAACAUCUAUGUCAGCUGUACCACAGCCUCAAGUAGCUCAAAUCAUUACACCUUCUGGGCAAAUUCAGCAGAUACAAUUAACUCAAUUAGGUGGAGGCUUAGCAGGGUCUAAUGUAUUGCCUCAAACAAAUCAUGCUAAUAUAAUUACUCAAAGUUCUCAAUCAAAUCUCAUGCCCACCAGUCAACCCAAUGUGAUUGCUUCACAAGGAAAUCAAGGUAGCAUGAUUGCACAAACCAGUCAAAAUAAUAUGAUAAGUCAAGCUAACAUUCUUGGUCCAGCAAAUCAUUCAAAUUUGAUUACUCAGUCGCAACAAAUUAUAAGUUCGAGUAAUGCUUCCCAUGCUGCGACAACUACUUCUUGGUGUACCACAGCUACCCCGACACCUAGUGUAACUGUACAAACAAUAUCUGCCCCUACGAUUUUAAAUUCCGCAGAAUCUCAGCAACAGCAGCAACAACAACAACAACAACAGCAGCAACAACAGCAACAACAACAACAAAAUUUAUUGCACUCAUUAGGACUUACUCAACAAUUUACUUUAGCUGUACCAGGGUCUCAAAAUCAACAACCAGUAACUGUUAUUCCUGCUAGUAAUAUUGCCAAUUUGGCACAGGCAAGACCAAAUAUUGGUCUCAUUCAAACCUUUCUCGUACAAAACGUUCCAGGUUUGGGUCCGGUGCAAGUUAUACCUGCUAGCGCGUUUCAGUCUCAACAAACACAACCAUCUCAAACCAUACAAGGUCUACCUUUAGGUACUCAAAUAAUUCAAACUGGUCAACAGGUUCAAGAAGUUGUUGAUCCUCCCAAAUGGCAAAUAGUUACAGUACCUUCCAUUCCUGUAGCUAAUAAUAAUAAUCAAAAUAAUAUAUCUCAGUCAAUUAAUGACAUAUCUUUCAAUGAUGAAGAUGGGCCAAAACAAAAAAUUAGAAGAGUGGCUUGCUCUUGUCCUAACUGUGUCGAAAAUGAUAGAAAUAUGAGGGCUGGCGGUGAAAGAGUUUUAAAAAGGCAACAUAUAUGUCAUAUAGCUGGUUGCAAUAAAGUAUACGGGAAAACAUCUCACCUGAGAGCACAUCUCAGAUGGCAUUCUGGAGACAGACCUUUUAUAUGCACUUGGAUGUAUUGUGGUAAAAGAUUUACUCGAUCCGAUGAACUUCAGAGACAUAGAAGAACUCAUACGGGUGAAAAAAGGUUUCAGUGUCCGGAUUGUCAAAAGAAAUUCAUGCGAAGCGAUCAUCUUUCGAAACACAUAAAAACUCACCAAAAACAAAAAUUAAUGGAAGCUGCCACAUCGACAAUUUCCCUACUCACGGAAGAUUCUUCGAGCGAAGAAAAUAAAAUGAUGAUUCACGAUUUAAAUGGCGAAGGAGAUCACGAUUUAGUGUCACAUUCUGAAAAUACGUAA